This is a messenger RNA of Oreochromis aureus, 1165 nucleotides long. It is a transcript of the gene ric3a, whose product is annotated as RIC3 acetylcholine receptor chaperone a. Gene Ontology annotation, biological process: synaptic transmission, cholinergic; protein localization to cell surface. The transcript has 7 exons. NCBI's taxonomy places the organism in Eukaryota, Metazoa, Chordata, Actinopteri, Cichliformes, Cichlidae. Gene Ontology annotation, cellular component: neuron projection; intracellular membrane-bounded organelle; neuronal cell body. Bases 2 to 1165 code for a protein of 387 amino acids. The record is from RefSeq and is a predicted model, not a curated record.
GAUGGGGCAGCCUGAGGUUGGACCUGGGUUCUACCCUCCCGCCAUGCACAAGCUGUCAGUGCCAGAAGACCCAGAACAGUGGGACGUGGACCCUUCAUUUUCAAUGACACACAGUUUGGAGGCAAUGGCAAAAGUAAAAGGCAUCAGACGAGGCAAAAAGUACAACCUGAUGGCUCAAGUGAUACCCUUAUAUGGCUUUGGGAUCCUUCUUUACAUCCUUUAUAUUAUACAUAAGCUGACAUGUAGGGGGAAGGUUAAUAAACCAGGAAAGAACUCUGCAGUAAUCGUGGGAACCAGGAAGAACACAAUAAUCACUGCUGAUGAGCUUGCCAGGCUGCAGGAGAGACUGCUCCAAACGGAAGAGAUGAUGGAGAGGAUUGUGUCCAAGAGGAACAAUAGUUCUGGGAGUGGUAGACGAAGGAGGAGUAAAACCACCACCUCGAAGAAAGAGGAGAAAUUACUCAGGCAGCUGAGACAGAUCACACAGCUGAUUCAAGAGAGCCGAUUGGAGGGAGCCUCCCCAGAGAUGGAGGCCGAGGAGGUCCCAUACGGUGCAGACUGGGAAGGUUACCCAGAGGAGACCUACCCAGAGUAUGAUGAACCCUGCCCCAGACGUGGGUUUAAGACAGUUAAACUAGAGGAACCCCCCACACAGCCCACCGCUGAGGCCCUAGCAGAGAGGAUGGAGCAAGAGGAGGAAGAGGUUAUGGCAAGGAAACUCUCCAUAGUGCGAGAGGAAGAGGAAGAGGAAGAUGAAGAUGAAGAAGAUGAGGAGGAGGAGGAGGAGGACACAGAAGCACAAGAUGAUGAGGAUGAAGAUGAAGAGGAAGAAGAGGAGGGAAUAGAAGAAGAUAUGGGAGUAGAGGAAGACAUAGACGAGGAAGAGGAUGAUGAGGAGGAGGCAGAGAUAAGGCAGUUGCUCCGUCCUCCAUCAUCCCAGCCUGGUCCUGAAAGAACGACGACAAGAAUUGGUUUGGAGGUGAAGAAAGAGCUGCAGUGUAACAAUAGCGGGAAGAAGCAAAUCAGCUUCAGCGAACACAAGGAUAUAUAUUUCCAGAAUGAGAAUGUGCUUAAUGACAAACAUGGAGACGCACAUGAUGACAGUGGGUCCAAGGAUGUCAUCCCGAUACUAACAGCAGUCAGGGUGUCGUUACCUAGUCUGUAG